CAGAAAAUGAGUUUCGGGGUGAGCUGCUGAACCAGAGGUGGACCUGUGGGGAGAAGAUCAGCAGCUGCGAGGGAGCCGCCAGCCUGCACGGCACGUGCAUCAAGAUGAGUUUAGAAAAUGAUGAUAAGAGAGCACGCACGCGAUCGAAGUCCGUCAGAGUGCCCACGGAGCUCAUCAGCCAGGAGGUGAGCUGUCCAACCCCAGGCUGUAACGGCUCAGGACACAUCCGUGGAAAGUACGCAAGACACAGAAGUCUGCAAAGCUGCCCUCUAGCAAAGAAGAGGAAACUUCAAGAUGCGGAGGCUGAACACCUGGUGUCGAAGCGCAAAUCCCACCCGCUCAAGCUGGCCUUGGAUGAAGGCUACAACGUCGACAGUGACGGCAGCGAGGAGGCCGAGGUGAAGGAGGAGUCUGGCUCUGAGGAGUCAGAGGGAACACUGGAGGAGGAUGAGGCGGAGGCGGUGGAGCAGGAGGAGACCCACAGCCCCGAGCCGGCAGAAGGUGCUUUGUCAUUAUUGAUUGCAGAGCUGUGUUCUGUAGAUGAAUAAAGGGCAGUGAGUGUUAAUAACCAAGAGUUAUAGCUCCUCUGAAUCAUGUACGAUGAUGGGUCCUGCAGUUAUUAUGUUUG
Molecule: messenger RNA, 628 nt
Organism: Meleagris gallopavo (turkey)
Lineage: Eukaryota; Metazoa; Chordata; Aves; Galliformes; Phasianidae
Source: RefSeq, a predicted model, not a curated record